Propithecus coquereli (Coquerel's sifaka) is the source of this 1149-nucleotide messenger RNA. RefSeq names its product chromosome unknown open reading frame, human C7orf50 (gene CHLSN). NCBI's taxonomy places the organism in Eukaryota, Metazoa, Chordata, Mammalia, Primates, Indriidae. The record is from RefSeq and is a predicted model, not a curated record. The coding region runs from base 1 to 594 and encodes 197 amino acids. The transcript has 4 exons.
AUGGCAAAACAGAAGAGAAAAGUUUCCGAAGUGACAGACAAAAAGAAGAAAAAGUUGAAGAAAACGUCAGCAGAAGAGACACUGCUGACACCUGAGGCCACUCCAGGCCACGAGAAAACGCACCUCCAGGGGGGAGCACCGUGCCCAGCGGUGCAGGACUUGGACCCCAAGCUAUCCUCGGAGGAGAAGAGGGUCCUGGAGAGGAAGCGGAAGAAGGAGCGGAAAAAGGAAGAGAGACAGCGUCUGCGGGAGGCGGCAGUCACCACCCAGAACCUACCAGCCAGGCGCUCAGGGGCGGAGCUGGCCCUGGCCUACCUGUGCGGGUGGGCCCAGAAGCACAAGGAUUGGAGGUUCCAGAAGACGCGGCAAACGUGGCUCUUGCUGCACAUGUACGACAGUGACAAGGUGCCCAAUGAGCACUUCCCCAGCCUGCUGGACUACCUGGAGGGACUGCAGGGCAGGGCCCGAGAGCUGACGGUGCAGAAGGCUGAAGCCCUGAUGCUUGAGCUGGACGAGGCAGGCGCCGGAGGCCCAGACCCCCUCCUGCUGGGGAAGGCCCAGCGCGUCCGGCAGGUGCUACAGCUGCUCUCUUAGUGGGGCAGGUGGUGUGACGGGGCCCCCGCCCUAGCUCAGGGAAGUCCUUGGACCACGCGGGAUGCAGCCGACCACCUCCUCCUGGCAGCGGAGCCAGGCUCCGAGGGGCCUUCCAGUUCCACAGACCCGAGACAGACCCUCCCCACCUACCCUGCUUGGCCAGAGGUGGUUUAAAGAUAACAGGUUUCACUACCCGUAGAGAAAGUGGUCGCUCUGAACUGACCCAGACACACUGGUCCCUGAACAUGGCCCUCAAGCCGUGGGGGGCUGGUCUUUUGCUUUUGAAAGAAACGUCUAUUUUUCUACCAGGGAUGGAUGUUUUAGAAGCUGGGCAGAGCUGGCUGUGGUCCUCACGUUCCACUGGGCGGCCCAGUGUGGGCCAUUUGUUCCUGGUCCCCUGCCUGCGUUAUGGCAGGUCGGGCUGUGGCAUGUCCACCUCUCCCUGGACAGUGCCUGGCCGCACUGCCUGGUCACAGGAGAGCCCUGUCUGGGCUGUGGGGUCAGACCAUGUACCUGUGGACUCUGCUGGCUGUAUUUUCAAUAAAAACAAGCCUA